CGGAAAAUGCGGUGCACAAGGUGACUCUGACCGAGUGCACCCAAAGUAGCGAGACAAGAGGAGGUAAACGACGUUUGGCGCGGUCGGGAGAGUAGCUGCUGGCAGCAGGAGGAGAGGAACCGAGGUUCAGCUGCUUUCUGUCAGCCUAUCGAAGCUUGCCCUGCCCAGGCAGACGGAAAUACCUUCAAAAUGCCUCCCGUCGAAAAUGACAACGGGAAGACUGAACUCAAAUCUCGGAUACAGCAGCUCAUUGACUCCAAUCAAGUGAUUGUUUUCAGUAAAAGCUACUGUCCGUAUUGUGUUAAGGUGAAAGACUUGUUCAAAGAGCUGAAAGUCGAGUGUAAUGUGGUGGAGCUGGACCUCAUCGAGGAUGGAACCAACUACCAGGAGAUGCUGCUUGAGAUGACUGGACAGAAAACUGUUCCUAAUGUCUUCAUCAACAAGACGCACAUUGGGGGCUGUGACAAAACACUGCAGGCUCAUAAAGACGGCAGCCUGCAGCAGCUAUUAAGCGGAGAAAAUGAAGCUUAUGACUAUGACCUGAUCGUCAUCGGAGGGGGAUCUGGAGGUCUUGCCUGCUCAAAGGAAGCUUCUGUGUUGGGAAAGAAGGUCAUGGUACUGGACUAUGUUGUGCCCACGCCAAAGGGAACCUCAUGGGGUCUCGGUGGAACAUGUGUGAACGUGGGCUGCAUUCCCAAGAAGCUGAUGCACCAGACGGCCUUGCUGGGCACAGCCAUGCAGGACGCACGCAAGUUCGGCUGGGAGUUUGAAGAGACAGUGAAACACAACUGGGACACGAUGAAGACGGCGGUGAACAACUACAUUGGCUCACUGAACUGGGGCUACAGGGUGGCACUGAGAGACAAGAAUGUCAACUAUGUCAAUGCCUAUGCAGAGUUCAUUGAACCACACAAAAUCAAGGCAACAAACAAACGUGGGAAGGAGACAUUUUACACAGCAGCUAAGUUUAUCUUAGCUACAGGCGAGAGGCCUCGCUACCUUGGCAUUCCUGGAGACAAGGAGUACUGCAUCACCAGUGACGACCUCUUCUCGCUGUCUUACUGUCCGGGAAGGACCCUGGUGAUCGGGGCGUCAUACGUGGCUCUGGAGUGCGGGGGUUUCCUAGCCGGCCUGGGUCUCGAUGUCACCAUCAUGGUCCGGUCCAUCCUGCUCAGAGGCUUCGAUCAGGACAUGGCCAACCGUGCCGGAGAACACAUGGAGGAGCACGGUGUAAAGUUCCUCCGAAAAUAUGUCCCUGUAAAGGUAGAGGAGCUGGAAGCAGGCACUCCUGGCAGGCUGAAGGUGACAGCCAAGUCCACAGAAACUGAUGAGAUCAUCGAGGGAGAGUACAACACCGUGUUGAUAGCAGUGGGCCGAGAUGCAUGCACAGACAAGAUUGGCCUGGAUAAGGCAGGGGUCAAAGUCAACCCCAAGAAUGGAAAAAUUCCUGUGAAUGAUGAAGAGCAGACCAAUGUGCCCCACAUCUACGCCAUUGGAGACAUUCUGGAAGGCAAGUGGGAGCUGACACCUGUAGCCAUCCAGGCUGGCAAGCUGCUGGCUCGACGCCUCUUUGGGGGCGCUAAACUAAAGUGUGACUACAUCAACGUUCCCACCACUGUCUUCACCCCACUGGAGUACGGCGCCUGUGGUCUGUCAGAAGAGAGAGCCACUGAGCUCUACGGGCAGGACAACAUCGAGGUGUACCACAGUCUGUUGUGGCCUCUGGAGUUCACUGUGCCCGGCAGAGACAACAACAAAUGCUACGCCAAGAUCAUCUGCAAUAAAUUGGACAGCGAUCGAGUCAUCGGGUUCCACUAUCUGGGUCCAAAUGCUGGGGAGGUGACGCAGGGCUUUGGUGCAGCAAUGAAAUGUGGUGCCACCAAGGAGCAGCUGGACAGCACCAUCGGCAUCCACCCAACCUGUGCUGAGAUCUUUACCACUUUGGAGGUGACCAAGAACUCCGGUGGAAGCAUCACCCAGGCCGGCUGCUGAGGUUAAACCCUGCUCGUUUAGCGGGCUGCUCUCGUAUCAGACUGUCCUAUCAUCCCCUCUCUUCUUAGUUCCCAGCCAACCUUUAAGCUCAGCGUCACCUCCAGCCGCUCAGUUUUCAGGGCAGUUGUUUCUCAGGACAAAGCUAACACCAUGGCCGGCGUCUGAAUCGGUGAAAGCACUCAUUCAGGCUGGCUGGGAGCUAAGAGGUGACUGACAGAAGCCAGAGACGAGGAUGUGUGAGUCUCUAGGUCUGGCUGGGGUAGUUUGAUAUGAGCGCAGCCUGCUGAACAGCGGGGUUACUCUGCUGAUUUUUUUUUUUUCUGGGCUUCACCAGUGUGUCCUUCUCAGAGGAGCACCAACACACACACACGCUGCCAUUGGGUACGUGAGUGUUUUGGAGCUGUUUGUGACGUCCUGGCCCGUAACCUGAAAUACUGAGGUGGGCAAGGACCGAUGUCCCUCUGCAGAAGUGCCCGGUAGUGGUCCUAAUUCUUCGUCCAACCCCCAAGUUCAAACACUUCUCAUUCAUCCUCAGUGUACAGAUAACGUACAGACUAAAAUUGACAGAUUUAAAUUGGCACACGGUCAGGAUUUGAAUAGAUGCAUGGCUCUGAACUCUGAUCCAGCUUGUGACGGAAACUUAUUAUUUAACCAAGUGUUUGUGUGUGUGUGUAAAUUAAAUGUCAUCAUGUCUCCUUAGUUGAGCCUUCUUCAUCCGCACAUUCCUCCUACCAGGUCUUUACACCAAACUGAGGUGUAUACAUGUUGCUGUCAAUAUUUGUCUUUGCUGUGUGGAGGCACCAGGGCUUUCUGCCUUAAAGAGAACUCUCUACCAAAGCGUUUAUCUAAACAAGUCUGCAGAGAUAUCAAGAGCUGCCAAAUGUACAUCUUUCAAACCCUGAUGUGCUGCAACACUGUAGGAUAGAACUGAAUGGAAAAUACAACCUGAAUUGUACUGGAUGUUCUUUCAAAAACAUCCCAAGGUAUUAUUCAGUUAAUUUAAUGUUUGUUUGUUGGAUCUUGCUGUUUGCCUCUGCGUUAUGUGUAUGUAAAAUAUAUCUUUCUUCUUGCUGCUGUCAGUGAGUGGCAUUGGUCAUCUGUAUAAACGACUUGUUUUGUUGGUGUCAAACCACUGUAGAUUACUUCUCUCGAGAUUUAAUAAAGGAUGAAUUCACCA
This is a messenger RNA of Chelmon rostratus (copperband butterflyfish), 3169 nucleotides long. It is a transcript of the gene txnrd3, whose product is annotated as thioredoxin reductase 3. Lineage: Eukaryota; Metazoa; Chordata; Actinopteri; Chaetodontiformes; Chaetodontidae. Gene Ontology annotation, molecular function: thioredoxin-disulfide reductase (NADPH) activity; flavin adenine dinucleotide binding; glutathione-disulfide reductase (NADPH) activity. Bases 190 to 1992 code for a protein of 600 amino acids. Gene Ontology annotation, cellular component: cytosol; mitochondrion. Gene Ontology annotation, biological process: glutathione metabolic process; cellular response to oxidative stress; cell redox homeostasis. The record is from RefSeq and is a predicted model, not a curated record. The transcript has 17 exons.